AUGUCGAUCGAGACUCCGCGAGGGCUCCCUUUCUCCGUCGAUACGUGGAGCCACGCCUCUAUGCUGAAGCGCCAUCAUUUCCUCACACAUGCCCACAAAGAUCACCUAUCUGGAAUUGCCGCCUUCUGCUCUUUCCGCACUCGCCUCACCAAAACCCUAGUGCGCCGCCAAUCUCCUCAGCUUGAGGAUUCUUUGUUUGUGGAGAUUGAGUUGGGUGAGUUAAUGGUUAUCAAAGAUCCGGAUGGGGAUUUUUCAGUGCGUGCUUUUGAUGCGAAUCAUUGUCCGGGUGCUGUUAUGUUCUUGUUUGAAGGUGAAUUUGGUAAUAUUCUGCAUACCGGGGAUUGCAGGUUAAACCCUGAGUGCCUGCAAAAUAUGCCUCUAAAGUAUGCCAAUAAGAAAGGGAAGGAUUGUAUCCUAGACUAUAUAUUUCUUGACUGUACCUUUGGCAGAUGCUCUAUUAAGAUUCCAAGCAAAAAAUUAGCCAUCGAACAGGUAAUAAAGGGCAUAUGGAAGCACCCAAAUGCAUCGGUAGUGUAUCUUGCUUGUGAUAUGCUUGGUCAGGAAGAUAUACUUGUUCAGGUGUCAAGGGCUUUUGGAUCCAAGAUAUAUGUUGAUGAAAUAAAAAACCCAGAUUGUUUUAAUGUUCUUUCACUAAUGGCUCCAGAAAUUCUUUCAAAAGAUGCUUCUUGUAGAUUCCAGGUCAGCUUUGAUUGUGUUUUUUGUCUGGACAACUGUUGGCGUCCCUUAUUCUCUUGUCUAAGGCUGUAUCCAAAGGCGAGUGAUGCUCCAGUUGUAUCUCUUUAUGAGAUGGUGAUUCUCCUCAAAGGGUCGACUGCCACCUCCUGGGACAACACCUUUGCAGUUCCCCUAUCGCUGCUUCUGCCCCAAACAGUUAUUCCCGGCUGUUUUGUUGUUGUUCCAGCCGUCCAACACCCUCCUCCCUGCAGUUUUGUAAUUGUUCCAGCCAUCAGGACAGCCCCCUUUUGUAACCUUACUGCUGUCCCUGCCUUUACGGGCCUUCCCAGCCACCACUCCCUACCUUCCCAAGUGCUGCCACCUCCAGAAUCUGCCUCCAUACGCUUCCCUCUUGCUAUCAUCAUCCAGGACAGCUGGUUAGCGUCGAUAUCUGCUGUGUUUGAAAUUCAGAAUCCAUAA
Phalaenopsis equestris is the source of this 1155-nucleotide messenger RNA. RefSeq names its product 5' exonuclease Apollo-like. Gene Ontology annotation, biological process: protection from non-homologous end joining at telomere; double-strand break repair via nonhomologous end joining; interstrand cross-link repair. The transcript is spliced from 6 exons. Bases 1 to 1155 code for a protein of 384 amino acids. Gene Ontology annotation, molecular function: 5'-3' DNA exonuclease activity; damaged DNA binding. The record is from RefSeq and is a predicted model, not a curated record. NCBI's taxonomy places the organism in Eukaryota, Viridiplantae, Streptophyta, Magnoliopsida, Asparagales, Orchidaceae.